AUGCCUCACAUUGAGCCCAAACAGCUGCCGACAAAGGGGAAGCCGUGGGCGCCUAUCCUGGGCCAGGGGUUCAACUAUAAGGUCGACCUCGUUCUACCACAAGAGUGCUUCGAGCUAGUUCGCCAAAAGCUCGUCGAGGAGCUCCCAGCACCGACGUUCCACCGCGUCAUCAUGACACUCGGGCAGGUUCUGGACGGCGGGUUCUUUGAUGAGUACGUCAAGAGAGGCAAUAUUCUCAUGCUCUCCGAGGGCAGGACAAACGUCGAAAACGUCUUUUCACUUCGCGAGGGCCUGUUGACCAUGUAUCUCGACAAGGAGACGUACGAGCGCGCCGGUCUUGUUGGAAAGCCUCACGGUGUCAGGGGGAAGAGGGGCUUGAAGCCGCGAUGGGCACCAUCACCAGAUCCGCUGGACCAAUAUUUCCCAACAAGAUACACGUGCGAGCCCUCCCUCUUGCCCGACUUCCAGGUCCAGACACCACCGUUGUCACUCCCCCUGGACGUUAUUCAAAACGGCGACAGACCGGGCCUCGAAGACUUUGCAACAGAGACGUACGAGUGGCUUUCCCUCAUCCGUCUGCAGAGCCCCCGCGUCAAGACAGGGGAUAGCAUCGACCCGUACCUCUCGCGCUACCGGGUCCCUGGAGACUCGGACACGCCGUCACACGCAAAAGUGUGCAAGAUCUCAUGGCAGGGCUUCUUCACCUCGCAGUGGGUGCGCAGCGUCCUCAUCAACGCCCUCUUCGCGAUGCCCUCGCGUACCUGGUUCUCGCUAAACGCGACGUCCUUUUCAAAGGGCAUGGCGGGCGACAGCACCGAAGUCGCAUUCUUCCGUCCGCCAGAAUCGCCUGGCCAUUAUCUCUUUUGGGAAAUCAAAGGUGAUGAAUAG
Molecule: messenger RNA, 888 nt
Organism: Colletotrichum fioriniae
Lineage: Eukaryota; Fungi; Ascomycota; Sordariomycetes; Glomerellales; Glomerellaceae
Source: RefSeq, a predicted model, not a curated record